This is a messenger RNA of Nymphalis io (European peacock), 1303 nucleotides long. RefSeq names its product protein N-lysine methyltransferase METTL21D-like. Lineage: Eukaryota; Metazoa; Arthropoda; Insecta; Lepidoptera; Nymphalidae. The record is from RefSeq and is a predicted model, not a curated record. Bases 300 to 983 code for a protein of 227 amino acids. The transcript has 3 exons.
AUGGAUUAAUGUCUUAAAUCAAAUACAUUUUGAUUUAUAAGAAAAACAUUUAUUUUUCAAGUUUUAAGUGUAUUUACUUUAGAUUUAACAAGAAAAUCAAGAGUAUUAUAAUUUUAAGUGAAUCAUUCGUGUUCUUUAAAAAUCUAAUGAUCAAAUAAUAACAACUGACUGACAUAUAUAACAAAGAAUUUUGUUUACUUAAAAUAUACUUAAAAAUCGUAAAUUUGUCCACCUCAUUAGUUGUAAAAUAAUUUUAAAACAUAUUUGGUCUUAUAAAUUCACGUAAAAGAAAAACUGUAAUGUCUCACAGAACCUCUUGUUUUCAACUAAAUGAUUUAUUUCCGAGAGAAAUUGAUAUAGAAGUAUGCUUAAAGACUUUAAAAAUAUUUCAAAAGUUAGAAGGUGACGUUAAUUGCGUUGUAUGGGAUGCUUCCCUUGUCCUUGCAAAAUACCUUGAAACUAUGUGUCAGCAUAAAGCUGACUUUUUGAGUGGUAUAAAGGUAUUAGAAUUGGGGUCUGGAUUGGGAGUAGUUGGGCUUACAGCUGCAACAUUAGGGGCUCAAGUAACACUUACAGACUUACCUGAAGCUCUACCUUUACUCCGUUUGAAUAUAUCAGAAAAUAAACAGAAAAUUGUUAGUAUGGGAGGAUAUGCAAUAGCCGAGUCUUUAGUGUGGGGUGACAAAAAUUCCGAAAUUCAUAAACAAGAAUUUGACAUGAUUGUUUUAGCUGAUUGUGUUUAUUAUGAAGAUGCAAUCGACCCUCUUAUAGAAACCUUACAAUGCUUAAAUAACACGAUAAAAAAGAAACCAACAAUAUAUUUAACUCAGGAACUCAGAGAUUCAGAUAUUCAAAAGAAGCUAUGGAAUCUAUUUUAUGAGAAGCUUACUGAGUUUUUCUAUAUUGAAAAAAUACCAGAAGAACAGCAACACAUUAAUUACAGAAGUUCAGAUAUACUUUUAUUAAAAAUUAUAAAAAAAUGAUAUUUAUACAGUUAUGAUUUUUGGUAACCUAUCUGAAUGAGCACAAAAGAUGUACAAAAGAAAAACAAGAAUAUGAACUAUUUCCUAAAUUUAAUCCUAAACCUAAAAAAAAUAUACUACUAUGAUAGACUUGCUUUUGUUAUGUAAACUAAUUAAAUAUUUUUAAAAGUAUAUUUACAAAAGGCAGUUGUCUGAUACGAUUAUGCCCGACAAGUGUGGGCAUUGAUAAAGCUAAUACUAAAUAAUUACUUGUCUAUAUUUAUGAACUGUGAACUUAUCUACAAGACUACAAUGGCUUGGCUAUAUGCUAAAUGUAGUCA